Molecule: messenger RNA, 1647 nt
Organism: Fusarium venenatum
Lineage: Eukaryota; Fungi; Ascomycota; Sordariomycetes; Hypocreales; Nectriaceae
Product: general substrate transporter
Biological process (GO): transmembrane transport; carbohydrate transport
Cellular component (GO): membrane
Molecular function (GO): carbohydrate:proton symporter activity
Source: RefSeq, a predicted model, not a curated record
AUGGCUGCUCCUAGCGACCCUAAAACACCUGUUGACAAUCAUGUCCGUGUUGAUUCUCUCCACCAUGCCGAAACCGCGUCGAAGCAUGGUGAUCUUGCUGCCGAAGCCGCCAUACAGGGCCAAGCGCUCUCUGGAUACGAGAACUUGUCCUUCUGGGAAACUGUUCGAACCUUCAAGAUGGCGUCGUUCAUCUGCCUACUUUCUGCUUUUAGUGCCGGAGCUGAUGGUUACCAAAUUGCUAUGCAAGCAAGUAUUAUUGCAAACAAAGGCUUUGUUCAGCAAUUUGCCACGUCGGUAAACGAAGAGGGUGACAAAUUCCUCGCCUCGAAUAUCAUUGCGACUUGGAGCGCUGGCCAGAACGUAGGUCAGAUCCUCGGUCAGAUUGGCAUCUCAUUUGUGGUCGCAGGGUUCGGUCGCAAGAUUGCCAUGUACACUCUGUGGACUAUCCUCAUGAGUAGUGUUUUGGCUGAAUCACUUUCCCGAAGCUGGACGGUCUGGUUCGGAGCUAAGAUGCUCGCUGGCACUGGUGUAGGUUGCCUGCAGGCAACUCUGCUUGGGUACAUCACAGAGAUCAGUCCAACGCGAAUCCGUGGUGGUAUGUUGAUGCUCUACAGCUUCUGGUGGACCACUGGUUCUUUCUGUACCCACGUAGCUCUCCAGAAGCUGAACAGAACUGACCCUUUCAACUGGCUUACACCUGUGUAUACUCAGUGGGGGCACAUCGGAGUCAUGGCCAUCAUCUACGUUUUUCUUCCUGAAUCACCCUCCUGGUGUGCGACUGUUGGGAAGGAAGAGAGGGCCAAGAAAAGUAUCAGGUUUCUUUACCGUGGAGUUCAAGACUUUGAUGUCGAUCGCCACUACGAACUCCUUGCCUUGAACGUUGAGCACGAAAAGGCUUUGGCGGCCGAGCAACGAAACGAAAGCUGGCUGGCUAUCUUUAAAGGCAUCAACGGUCGCCGUACUAUCACCGCCAUGUGGACUAUUGUUGCACAACAGUUCCUGGGUCUUGCCCUCUUUGGCAGUUUUGGUACCUAUUUCUUCCAGCAGGCUGGUCUGGCCGACCCCUUCCAGAUCAAGGCCAUUACUACAUCUCUGCAGAUCAUCGUGGUUAUCCUAGCCGUCUUUGGAGUCGACAGAUUCGGUCGUCGCCGCAUGGCCUGCUGCGCUACAUCGUUAAUGUGGAUCUCUUGCCUGAUCGUUGGUAUCAUAGGAGUUGCUCCUCAAAGCGACGCCAGCACCUAUGUGUUUGUCUUGUUUGCAUGUUUCUGGAACAUCGGUAUCUCAGCCAAUGGAGCUGCGGGUUGGGGUUACAUUGGGGAAAUAUCCUCGCAACGACUUCGACCAUAUACUUCUGGCUUCGCAGCUUCUGCCAACUCCAUCAGUGGCCUUGUCAUGUCUGUUCUCACACCAUACAUGGUCAACGCUAACAAAUGGGACUGGAAGCUCAAGACUGGUUUUUUCUACGCUGGAGUUGGCCUUCCAUGGGUCAUUGGUACAUGGCUCUUGGUGCCCGAGACUGCCCGUCGAUCGCCCGCCGAGCUUGACGAACUCUUUGAGCGUAAGAUCAAGGCUUGGAGAUUCCAUACUACUGAAACAGCUACCCAGCGUCUAAUUCAGAGUGAGAAUGCAACAGCUGCUGAGAAAUAG